UGGCUAUUUAGUAUUAGACUGGGUCCCAGUUUUCAUUUCCAUCUGUACGUUGAUUUAUAUGCAUCUCUAAAUCAGUUUAUGUCAGAAUCAUCAGAUGACUGUCUGUGCAUUGUAAUUUUUAAUGAGAUAAGUGAGAAUUUGAAUUGAAGAUGGCCAAACCUCAAUCUUGUGACACAUUUGUUGCUCUUCCACCAUCCACUGCUGAUGGGUGUGUAAUAUUUGGAAAGAAUUCAGAUAGACCUGAUGACGAAGUACAGGAAGUGGAAUAUUAUCCUAGUAAGGAACACCAACCAGGAUCUAAAGUUAUGUGUACAUACAUUGAGAUAGACCAAGUACCAAAGACAAAUGCUGUAAUUCUGAGUAAACCAGCCUGGAUGUGGGGGGCAGAGAUGGGAGCCAAUCAACAUGGGGUCUGUAUUGGAAAUGAAGCAGUGUGGACUAAGUUAAAUAGUGAUGAUGAUUUGACAGAGAGACUUCUCGGGAUGGAUAUAGUAAGACUUGUUCUGGAAAGAGUGAAGACAUCAAAAGAGGGUGUUGAACUGAUAGGAGAAUUAUUAAAUAACUAUGGACAAGGGGGAUCCUGUUACGAGUCCACACAACUUUCAGCUUACCACAACAGUUUUCUGUUAGCAGAUAGAACAGAAGCCUGGGUUUUAGAGACAGCUGGCAGAUUCUGGGCAGCUGAACUAAUUAAAGAGGGAGUUAGAAAUAUUUCCAACCAGCUGACCAUUGGUACAAAAAUAGACAUGAUGUCACCUAAUCUUAUAGAGGAGGCUAAAUCAUCCGGAUUGUACAAGGAAUCAGAUGGAGAUUUUAACUUUUCUCUUGUGUUUGCUAAAGAUACUACACCUGUUAACAGAUUUGUAAAUGGUAAAAGACUACUUGAGGAAUAUUCUAAAGAAGGUAAAUUUGGAAUGAGAGAUAUGGCUAAGAUUCUACGUGACGAGAAAAAUGAAAUCUGUCGUUUAGGUGGUGGAGGGUUGAGUCUGUCAACAGGAAGUCAAAUAUCGGUAAUCCCAACUGGUGCAUCCCUUUCCCCGCCGUUACAUUGGUUUACAGCCACACCCAAUCCAAAUGUAAGCAUCUACAAACCAUUCAUCUUUUGUCCAGAUGUUGAUCUUGGUGAUCUAACUGUCUCUCCUAAGUUUGGUGCCGAUGACCCAUUGCUUAUGCAGCCACGUUUUAGUAAAACUGUUGAUAGACGACAUGCUCUUUACAAAGGACAUGACAAUUUUGUCAAGUUAUUGAAUACAGAGAAUCCUAUGGGAUUAAUGAUUUCACAAAAUCUGAAAGAACUAGAAGAUAAAUGUGUUGAUGAUAUGAUGGAAAUCUUACAAAACUUUGAUGAAAAUAGUUGCAAGAAAGUAUCACAGAUCUUCAAACAUAUGUGUAAUAUUGAACUGAAUUUCUACAAGAUUGGAUAGAUAAACUAGAGACUUUUAGCUAUUUAAAUGUUCUGUGAUGUCUUGCAAUAAAUGUGUAUAUGCUCUUAUCGUGCUGAUGAUUUAUUCAUAUUUCUGAUUGUUUUCAUGUUUUAUAUAAUUGACUGUAAUGUAAUGGUCAAUGUUUUUUUGUUUAUUAUUUUUCUAAUUUACUUAAUUUUAAUAUAAUUCCUAUUUACAAUUUUUGAAAUACAUUGAAAUAAAUAAUGAAGAAAAGAUAAUGAUGAAGUUGUGAUACUGAAAUCAAACAUUUAUUGGCAUUUAUCCAUCUUACAAGCAAUGUAUCAUCGGUAUAUUUUUAGAUUUCAUAUAUCAAAGAUACAAAUGUGUUUUUGUGUGCAAAUGAGAAUUUUCUCUAAUAAAUCUGUAAUUUAACAGUUAUGUGCAAACACCAUUUAUGAUGUGUUUGUGUACAGAGAUAUUUGAAUAUUGUUAUGUUUCUGUCCUUUCUAGCUGAUUUGAUAUUUAACAUGAACCAUAAUGUGAAGCAAAAAUAGAACAUGAUAUAAGAUUUUUUACAUUUGAUUAUGUACCUUAUAACAUUUAUUGUACACUUGUAUUGCCAAAAAUUAGGCAAACUAUGAUUGAUUAUAUUGUUGUAUUAUUUGUAAGGAUAUAACCAGUUUUUUAACAUUCCAAUGUAUAUCUAUAUUGGUAACGUUUUCAUAUGCAGGUCAAUGACAGAAUAUUAUGAUAUAUUAUCAUAAUGUUUACUCAAGAAUGCUUAUACUGAAUCUAAAAUAGUGACUCAAUGAUUGACAGCAUUGUGCUUCAUUGGAUUUUUUUAUAGAUUUUAAGUUUUGCUGUCCUUGUCAGUUAAGGAAUUUGGUAAAAAAAAAAAGACUAAUUCAAUUUUUCUUUGAUGAAUUCUUACAUUUGUUCUCAAAACAAGUAAGCUUUCAUAUAAUUUAUAUCUGUUAUUUUAAUUCUACAAAACUGAUAAAAAAUGUAGACUUUUAGAGCGUUCAGAAGGCCAGUGUAAGCUUUUGACCUAUGUUGUGAUCUGUCAUUCAUCUGUUAUGUUUCUCUUUGCAAACAACGAGACAACCUUAUUCAAACAUCUUCCCUGAAACCACAUGUCAAACUUAGUCAAACAUCUUCCCUGAAACCACAAGAAAACCUUAUUUUACUAAAAACAUGUUUAUUUAAUACAUUCCAUGUUAUAUAUGAUGUACCCUACUAAUUGACCAACAUGAACGAUGUUAUUUGCAAUUAAGGAAUAUGAUAAUAAUAACCUACCAAAUAGCUGCUGAAUUAUGAAUAAAUGAUAAAGUUUUUAACUCCACACCUAAAUAUUUUAGUCAUUCACCAUUCUUUAAAUCUACAAAUGCUGCUGAAAAGUGUUUAUGUCAGAAUUAUGUUGACUUGUACCCUUCUCAUCAAUGCUUUUGGAACAUUUGUAUCUUAUUAAUUCAAAGUAGGUGAGCAUAGAAGCCAGUGAAUAACACAGACUUUUAUGGCAUUCAGUUUUCAAGUUACAGUUUAUAAUUGAGUCGUAUUACAUAUGCUGUUGAUAUAUUAACCGGGAUGUGCAAUGUUGUAAGUCUUUCUCAAUUAGAAUGUGUAUGUGUUUGAUAUGCAAAGGCUUAAGAAUAAAUCAUUCAAACAGUA
Mytilus californianus (California mussel) is the source of this 3053-nucleotide messenger RNA. Its product is annotated as secernin-2-like. The transcript has 6 exons. Bases 150 to 1424 code for a protein of 424 amino acids. NCBI's taxonomy places the organism in Eukaryota, Metazoa, Mollusca, Bivalvia, Mytilida, Mytilidae. Gene Ontology annotation, biological process: proteolysis. Gene Ontology annotation, molecular function: cysteine-type exopeptidase activity; dipeptidase activity. The record is from RefSeq and is a predicted model, not a curated record.